AUGACGUUCCAGUUCCUCCUGCUCGCGCUCCCCAUCACGGCGGCCGUUCCGCAGCCUCUCACUUCGGUCGACGUCGAAAAGUACGUGGGACGUUGGUACCAGGUCCGUGCUGACAGCCGCUCACGGCCGACCAGACCCCUCCACUGGACGCCCGCCCCGCCCACCUCGCCCCCACCUUCACCGCUCUCCUCGCCACCACCGCCCUCGCCAAACCCGCAGACCUAUGCCAGCGCCACGGUCAAGUUCACGUUCGAGCUGGGCGGCAACUGCGUCACCGCCGACUACGCGGCCACUUCUGCGCCCGGCGUUGUAUCGGUCCUCAACACUGUGCGGCUGUUCCCAAACCUCGCGUACUGGUUCCCACGCAUAUUCACGGGCGUCAAGAUCAACGGCUUCGCUGCGCAGAGCCCCGACACCGCAGGGGCGCUCAGCGUCGCGCUCGGACCCCUCGUUGGUGGUGCCGCGGACCAGCGCUUCUCCGAUCCGGGCAACUACUGGAUCGUCAAGCUCGGCGCUGUUGUCGACGGCAAGUACGACUACGCCAUCGUCUCGGAGGGAUCCAUGAGCCAGCUCUACGUCCUGGUGAGGAAUGUCGAGCGCUUUCGGGCCAACGACGAGACCGAGGUGCUGGGCUGGCUCGAGGAGCAAGGCUUCACGUCGCCCCUCAGCAAGCCGCUCCCGACCAACCAGGACGGCUGCAACUACGAGGUUUAUGAUGCCUGA
Molecule: messenger RNA, 723 nt
Organism: Emiliania huxleyi CCMP1516
Lineage: Eukaryota; Haptophyta; Isochrysidales; Noelaerhabdaceae
Exons: 1
Coding region: 1-723 (240 amino acids)
Source: RefSeq, a predicted model, not a curated record